This is a messenger RNA of Panonychus citri (citrus red mite), 13457 nucleotides long. It is a transcript of the gene Obsc, whose product is annotated as obscurin-like. The transcript is spliced from 32 exons. Gene Ontology annotation, biological process: protein phosphorylation. The coding region runs from base 443 to 13222 and encodes 4259 amino acids. Gene Ontology annotation, molecular function: guanyl-nucleotide exchange factor activity; ATP binding; protein binding. The record is from RefSeq and is a predicted model, not a curated record. Lineage: Eukaryota; Metazoa; Arthropoda; Arachnida; Trombidiformes; Tetranychidae.
UUUAAACUGUUUUCUGUUGGUUGUUGAGUUCGAGUCUCUAUUUUAUUAGGUAACAUCAAAACCAAUUUGGUGAAUCAAUUCAAUCAAUCAAAGGAUGUUCAUUACAAAUUGAAUCUUGUUAGUAAAUCUUGAAAAUCCAAACAACAACAAGACAAACACUUAUUUCAAACCAUAAUUGUCGUAAUCAUAAACAUAAUUAACUCAUCAACUCUUACUUAUUGUUACAACAUCUACAAUUUUCAUUGACUAUUGAUUGUAAACCAAUUAAAUUGUGCAAAAAAAGUUCAUUUUCUUAAUCUGUGAUAACCUUUUAAUUGCUACAACCAAAUUGAUUUAAAGUUAUAUUCAACCUGUUGAUUUAUUAUCACCAAAAAAUUUGUAUUAUUAAUCAGCUUAACAAAAUGUUCCAAUAAGGAUUAAAUCAAUAAGGAAUUAAUUAAUCAUGUCUUAUUCCCGUUCAUCUUAUCGGGCAUCAUCAUCGUCCUAUCGGUUCUCAAGUGAAGGAGGUGCUGCUGGUGGAGAUGAAGGUUUCACGAGUUCUUAUAAGUCAACAUCACGAACUGGAACAGGAACUGGAUCACGUUUAUCGCGUUUAGAUUCAGAUGAUAUCGGUCUUUCAACGACUCGACGAAAUACUCGUCCUAGAGAGGAGUCCUUUGAAUCGACAUCUUCUUCUCGAGUUUCUGGUCGUUUAUAUGAUCGGAAAGACUCUGAUGAUGAUUUUUCAACGUCAAAACGAAUUGCAAGUCGUACAGCAAGUCGCACAGAAGAUUCUGGUUCAUAUUCUCGGAAAUACUCUCGUGGAUUAAGUGCUGAUCUUGAUUCUUCAACAGGAGUUGAUUCUUAUUUAAGCACAAGAAAAACUUCACGAUCUCAUGGACUAGACGAUAGUUCAAAUGAUUAUCUGAUCAGUAAGAAAACAUCUCGCGAUUAUGGAGAAGAAAGCUCAAGUACAACGCGAAAAUAUUCAGGUCGAAUCUAUGCAGCUUUGGAAGAUGACCUGGACACGAGUGGCAGUGGAAUUGCAUCCACAAUUAGAUCAUCAAGAAUAACAUCAAAAUUAACUGAAGACGAAAACUAUGGCCUAAGUGCAACAACCAAACGAGGUCUGAGUCGUUUGGGAUCUACAGAGGACGACGGAUUAGCCAUCGGCAGCGGAGGUCUAACGGCAAGUGGACGUUACAAGCGGUCAGAAAGUCAAGAAUCAUCUCUACUUUAUCGUCAAUCAUCUAAUGUUUCCGAUGAAGGAAGUUUCAAAUCGAGUAACCGGAAACGAUCUCUUGACAGAGUAGAUUCAUAUAAGUCAUACAAAGCAUCAGCUCUCGAUGAAGAUCGGCCAGUAUCACCAAGUUUUCGAUUAAAAUCCCGAUCAUCGACAAUAAAUGAGGAAAACAUCUAUGUCGCUGUAUUGGAUUACAGUCCACCCAAAUCAGCUCAAGAUGAAAUUGAACUGAAAGAAGGCCAAGAAGUUAUCGUUUUAAAUAAAGAUAAACCCCACAAAUGGAAAGUUCAAACUCGCCCAUGUAAACAGAAUCGUAUCUCCGAGGAAGGUUUUGUUCCAUCAUGUUAUCUGGAACAGAAGACACCCUAUGACCCAAGUCACCCUGUAGCCGAAGAUGAGCCCGAAGAGAUUGAUCCAAAAAUUGAAGAAGCUAAAAAGAGACGAAAAAAUGUACUCAAAGAAUUGGUUGAAACGGAAGAAGAUUUCAAUCGGGAUAUGCAGUUCAUUGCGAACACGUACUUGAAGCACAUGGACAGUUCAAUUAUGCCGAAAGAGUUGCGAGAUCAAAAGGUUCCUCUAUUCGGAUGUUUUAAAGAAAUCGCCGAUUUCCACAACGAUGUUCUCAUGAAGGGAGUUCAAUAUUACGCUGCUGAAGAUCCAUCCAAAGUUGGAAAUACUUUCCUAAGACUAGAAAGAGAUUUCGAUAAACAUGUUCGAUAUUGUCACGAUUUACCACAAGCUCAAAAAUUACUCGAAUCAGGUCCACUUAAGGAUUAUUUCGAUAACUACAGUAGUAAGAUCAAAGAUGACAAAAGUCUUGCUGAUCACCUCAAGUUACCUGUUCAGCGGAUCAAUGAUUACCAAUUAUUGCUCAAGGAGCUCAUCAAAUACUCAAAUAGAUUAGGUGAAGACAGUGGUGACCUUUGCAAAGCCCUUGAACUGAUGCGAGUGAUACCCCAACGUGCCACUGAUCUUCAAUUCAUCAACAACAUGAUAGGUUACAAAGGGAAUCUUCAUAAAUCUGGUCGUCUCCUGAAACAUGUAUUACGAGCAAAAGACUGGUUUCAAGUUAUUCAGGAUGAAAGUUCUGAACCAGUUGAACGAUAUGUUUUCUUAUUUACUCGACAGUUAAUUACGACUGAUGUUGUCAAUUUAGCUAAAGACCGUCAAGGAUAUGUAAUUAAGACAAUUACAAAGUUGGAGGAUGUCAACUUUGAAGAUGUUGACGAUCUCACAAUCAAUGUCCAGCACAAAGAACCAGGGGUCAAAGGAUUUCCAUUUAAACUUCAAGCCAAGACAGCGGAGAUAAUCAAGUCAUGGAAACAAGAAAUUCAAGAUGUCCGAAAAUUAGCAAUUGAAGAACUCGCUGAUAUUCCUGAUCCUGAAAUAAGCGACGAUGGUACUGAUUGUCUUAAAUUAGAUGAUAUCAGCAAAGGUAUUACUCCUGAACCAUUAAGUGAAGAUUUAACUCUGCAACAAUUAAGUGGAUCUCAAGUGACAAGUGAUAUCGAUACUAAAGUUGGCCUUGCCGAAGAUUUAGCGACAAACGAUGGAAGCAACACUGUUAUGACAGAAUCUCUUCGAUCUGGUUCAGUCACCGAUAUCGAAGAGUUUAUUUCUGCUUCAGAGGAUGAUGAUUCUUUAUAUUUCUCAGCUUGUGAUCUAGAAGCCAAGCCAGUCUUUCGACAGCCACUCAAGCCCGUUAAUCAACAUGUUGGAGAAAAAGCUGUCCUCGAAUGUCAAGUUAAAUCAGCACUUCCUGUAAAUGUUACCUGGUUGAAAGACAAUGCAAAGUUAAGGGAAUCGGAAAAUGUUCAAUUUAUCACUUCGAGUGACAAGUUUAUCUUGACGAUUGAUGGAAUCACCAAUGACGAUUCUGGUCUUUAUACCGUUAUAGCUUCAAAUGAUAAGGGAAAAACGUCUUCAAGUGCUGCUUUGAAUGUUAAACAAGAUUCAUUGAAACCUGAUUCUAGACCAACUACACCCGGUGGCUCAGUUUUACCUCACCCACCAAAGUUCAAGAUUAAACUCAAGGACACCGAGUUAUUAGAAGGGACAACAGUUCGAUUUGAGAUGAUUGUUCGAGGAUUACCCAUUCCAAAUGUUACAUUUUAUAAAGAUGAUAAGCCCUUAAUUACAGAUGAUCGAGUGAGAAUAAUUUAUGAAAAUAAGGAAAUUUUUGAAUUAUUUAUUGACCAUGUUAAACCUGAAGACGCUGGUGUUUAUAAGGCGAUCGCCAUUAAUACUCACGGUGAAGACUCAACGAGUGGCAAGGUUACAAUUACAAAGCACAAAGAUAUUUUCAAAGGAUUGGAAGAUGAUCAUUUCCUGGGCGAACCAGAAAGUUUGGACAUUUCUCGAGCGGAUUCUAGAAGUUCUAGGCCUCGAACACCCGCUUUUCGAUGGUUUAAAGAUGGGCAAGAAUUCGAGGCUAGUGAAAGGUUUCAAUGUACUUUCGAUGAUGAAGAAGAUACAAUUGCCCUCAUCUUCCAACAUGUUACUCCAGACGACGCUGGACUUUAUACUUGUGUUGCGUCCACUUCGAGUGGUAAAAUUUCCUGUUCGGCUGAACUUUCCGUUCAAGGUGAGGUUCGAAAAUUACUUCGUGAACCUGAAAAACCCGCUGUAAAAGUACCAAUAUCUGACAUUGAAGUGAACGAAGGAGCAUCAGCCAUGUUGGAGGCUAAAAUAACGGGUUACCCGAAGCCUUUGAUCACUUGGUAUAAAGACAACGAGGAGAUCAAAGUCGAUGAAAAGUACAAGUUCUUAUACGAAGAUGAAGAAAGUUAUACAUUAGUGAUUAAAGGAGUUCGACGAGAUGAUGCUUCAAAAUAUCGCUUAAAGGCAUCAAAUGAUUUAGGAGAAGUCGAAACCUCUGGUCAAUUAACAGUUAAUUCUGCUCCCAAAGUUAAGCGGGAAUUGAAAGAUCAAUCGGUGAUGACCGAUGAGCCCAUGACACUUGAUGUUGUCGUUGAAGGGACACCAACACCCACAGCUAAAUGGUUCAAAGAUGGACAACCAGUUAAACUCGAUGAUCGGGUCAAAAUCGUCGAUAAAGAUGAAACUCAUUCAUUGGUCAUUGAUCCCGUUAAGUUGGAAGAUGCUGGUAAUUAUACUUGCAUUGUCUCCAAUUCUUGUGGUCAGCAAACAGGCCAAUCAGUUGUCACAGUUAAUUCUCCACCUAAGUUUCAACUUGGAUUGAAAGAUGUCAGUGCUAAAGAUGGUGAUACCAUUGAAUUCAAGGUGAAAGUCUCAGGUAACCCUGAGCCGGAGGUCGUAUUGAUGAAAGAUGGUAAAAAACUUGACCGUCAGAUCUCAACUGAAAAGGAAGCGGAAGUUUAUCGUUUCAAAAUAAGAUCGACAACGGUGGAAGAUACCGGAAAGUACCAAUGUGUAGCUAAGAAUCAAUAUGGAUCAGAGACAUCAGAAGGUUCGCUGACAAUUGUUACUAAACCAUCGUUCGAUAAACGUUUGGAAGAUAUCGAAUGUAAGGAAGGAGAUACCAAUGUAGACCUUAAGGUGAAAAUCAGUGGAUCACCAAGGCCUAAAGUUCGAUGGUUGUUUGAAGAAGAAGAGAUCAGUCAAUCGUCCAAACGAACCGAAAUAAUCGAAGAAGAAGAUGGUGUUUUCAUCUUACGAAUCAAAGAAGCUUCUCUUGAAACUGCUGGUAAAUACACGAUUGUUGCCGUUAACAGUGAAGGAGAAGUUCGAAGUAGUGGAAUUGUCGAUGUUAAGAAAGACGAAUCUAAACAAUACGAUCAAAGGAAACCAGUUUUCGGGCAAAAACUUCGAGAUCUGGAGGCUUUAGAAACCGAUCUUGAUGUGACUUUCAAAGCUUCAAUCGAAGAGCCCGAUAAAACAAAGAUAACGUCAAUUCGAUGGUAUAUCGAUGAUAUUGAAAUCACAGAAUCUGAUCGUCGAUUUAAAAUAAUGUCCGAUGAUUCUAUCGGAGUAUUCAAACUGGUUGUUCGACGACCAGAUGAAUCGGUUGAAGGAAAAUACAAGUUAAUUGUAGAGAAUCCCUAUGGAUAUGACGAGACAAAUGCUUCAUUCACGAUUAUGAGAGAACCGAAAUUCAUUAAAAAACUUCGAGACAAAGAUAUUGAUGUGAACGAUAAGUUGACAUUAACUGUUAAAGUCGACGGAGUUCCCGAACCAACACUGACCUGGUUCAAAGACGAGCAAGAGAUUACCAAGAUUUCGGAGAAAGUGGUUAUCGGUAAAAUCGACGAUGCUUACAGUUUAACUAUCGAUUCAGCUCAAUCGGUCGAUGAAGGUGUUUACAAAUGUUCAGCCAAAAAUAAAAUCGGCGAAGAUUCCACUUCAGCUCGAAUUACGGUUCUAAGUCCACCUAAUUUUACCAAAGGAUUGACCGACAUCUCCGUUUCGGCUGACCUUGAUCUUACUCUUGAAGUACAAGUUACUGGCGCAGACAAAGUCGAAUGGUACAAAGAUGGCCUUAAAAUAUGUGAGGCCACAUCGGAAGCCGAUGGAAUCACUCAUCGUUUACCUUUGAAAUCAGUUAAAUUAGAUGAUGCUGGUGAUUAUAAAGCUGUCGCUCGAAAUGCUUUUGGUCGAGUCGAUUCUGGAACUGGUCAUCUAACCGUUAAAACAGAAAAUAAAGAAGCACCAAAAUUUGUUGAACCUUUGACUGAUGUCGCAGUCCAAUCGGGAGAGGAUGUUACAUUUACCGUUAAAGUGACCGGAUCACCUACACCCAAAGUGAUCUGGUCAAUCAACGGUAAAGAGGUCACUCCAUCAGAGCACAUUAUUGUUUCAGAUUUAGGUAACAAUACACAUUCAUUGACCGUUAAAGGUUCACAAACAGAUGACCAAGCCAGUUAUUCAGUUUCGGCGGUCAAUGAUUCUGGUAAAGCUCAGGAUGAAGCUAAAUUAACAAUCAAAGUCGCUGCUGAAAAACCAAAGAUCAGCGGGUUAAAGGAUAUUGAAAUCGAAAGAGGAUCAACUGCAUUAAUUGGAUGUACAGUUACUGGGUCUCCAAAACCGGAAGUAGUUUGGAUGAAAGAUGGAGUAAAAUUGUCGACUGGUGAUGAAUUUGAGAUAAUCUCUGAUUCCGAUACUAAACACAGUAUUUAUGUUAAAAAAGCUUCCGAAUCGACUCAAGGAACUUAUAUUGUUAGUGCUAAGAAUAUUGAAGGUUCAAGUGAGGCCGAUGUUAAACUGACCCUGAUUGCUGAACCUCCAAAGUUCAUUAAAAACUUAACUGACUGUUCUGGCUCAUUAGGAUCUGAAUUAACCUUAGAAGCUGAAGUUAAAGGUUUCCCACCGCCGGUUGUUUCUUGGUACAAAAACGGCUCUGAAUUGAUUGAAUCGUCUGAAGCUUUUGUUUCACAAGUUGGUACAUUGAAUAAACUAUCACUUAAAGAUCUCAAAAGUUCUGAUGCUGGUGAAUAUACAUGUAAAGCUGAAAACAAAGCCGGUGAAGCAAAUUCUACAGCUAAGAUUUCGAUUGAGAAGCCAGAAUUAAUCAAAGGAUUGCCCGAUAGUCUAAAUGGUAAACAGGGCGAUGUGUUGAAAUUAGAAGCAAAACUUUCCAAUGAUUCAACAAACGAACCAAUUAAAUGGCUUAAAGAUGGCAAAGAAAUCCCUCAAAACGAUAGACUCAAGACUAAAAUACUUCCUGACGGAACUUUAAUAUUGACCAUUGAAGAUGCUCAACCCGAAGAUUCCGGUGUUUAUCAAGUAGUCGUAGGUAACGAUGGACCAAAUCAAGUAAACUCAUCAAGCAACGUUUCAGUUUCUCCGAAAGAAUUUGUAAAACCAAAUGUAGAGCCCAAAUUCAUCGAGGAUCUUCACGAUGUCUCCGUUAAAGAAGGGUCACCCUUUAAGAUGGAAGCUAAAGUUACCGGCCAUCCAAAACCAGAAAUUUGCUGGUUUAAAGACGAUGAACCGAUCUCACCCAAUCCCCAUUGUGGUUUCAUAAGUGAACCUGAUGGAACCAUAGGUUUGAUGUUUGACCAUUGUAACGGCGACGAUGCUGGUCGUUACAAAGCUAUUGCGACAAAUAGCUCAGGGGAGGUGAUAACUACCGGCAAGCUGACAGUCGAUAAACCCACCAUGAAGCCCUCUUUCUCAGCUGAUUUAUCACCAGUUGAUGUAGCUGAGGGUCAACCUCUUGUUUUAACCGGAGUAGUUGAUGGACAUCCACCUCCGAAUAUAAAAUGGUUGAAAGAUGGCGAAGAAAUCAAACCUAAUUCGAGAAUCACUAUGAGUCAAAGUCCCGAUGGAACUGUUACUCUUUCAAUCAACUCUGCUUCGCCUGAUGACGAAGGUAAAUACACUGUGGCUGCAGCUAAUGAUGAAGGAAGAGUUCGAUCAAGUGCUCCAGUUUCCGUUCGUCGAUUGUCCCGAUCUUUAUCCAAACCAUCUUUCGACGAAGGUCUCAAACCAACGACACUUAAAGCCGGUGAACCAACAACACUUUCUGUCGCUGUUUCUGGUGAACCCUCACCCGAAGUUAAAUGGUUGAAAGAUGGACACCCAAUCGAACCUGAUGAUCGUCACCACUUUACAGACAAACCACCGAACACCAAAUGCUUAACUAUUGAUGAUGUAAAACCAGAAGAUGCUGGUAAUUACUCAGUAGUUGCUGGAAACGAUUUAGGAGAGGAUAAAACAUCAGCACCGAUUAAAGUUAAUCAGUCUCCUAGAUUUGUAAAACCUUUGGACGGAAAUAUCGAAGCGGUUGAUGGAUUUCCUAUUAAAUUGGAGGUAAAAACCGAAGGUGAACCGAAACCCGAACUUACUUGGUUCAAAGACGGUGAAACAAUUAUUCCGGACGGUGAUCGACUUCGGAUAAUAAAUGAACCCGAUGGAGUUUCCUCAUUAAUAAUAACUAAAACAUUACCUAAUGAUAAAGGUCAUUACUCGUGUGCGGCGGUCAAUCCACUUGGAACCAAUAAAACCGAAGGUGAUGUUUCAGUUGGUCCAACCAAGAAAAACGACCAGGCUGAAUCAAUACCUCGAUUGAUUAAGAAUCUUUCAGAUUGUGAGGUCGAUGAAGGAAAGACAAUGAAAUUCGAGGCUCAUAUUGAAGGAAAUCCAAUCAAUGAGGUCAAGUGGUUCCGUAAUGGUGAACCUUUGACCAUAGGGUCGAAUAUCGUUCCAUACUUUGAUGGUAAACGCGCUGGUCUUGAGAUACGUAAUUGUGGACCAAUGGAUCAAGGUGAUUAUGAAGUUAAACUUGGAAACUCAUUAGGAACAAUUUCCUCGAAAAGUCGAGGAAUCGUUAGAUCUCGUGAUCCUCCAAAAUUCACCCAGAAACUGAUUGAUUCGACUUUCGGUACCAAAUCUCCGAUCUCAUUAAACUGCAGUGUCUCUGGUAAUCCUGAACCAGAGGUUCAGUGGUAUCAUAAUGGUAAAUUAAUCGAACCUGGACUAAAAUAUCAGCUGAAACGAGAAUCAAAUCUUCUCAGUUUAAUCAUCAAUAAUCCAACAUCCAACGAUGGUGGUACCAUUGAGUGUCGAGCGACAAAUCCAGUCGGCUCAGACUCAACUCGUUGCUCAAUUAAAGUCAGUGAUCGAUCUACUAAAGAGGAACCUGCAGCAUUUAUAAAACGAUUCAAUGAGUACGAAUGCACCGAAGGUCAAAGCGCCAAGUUCACAGCCUGUAUUGUCGGUAAUCCUAAGCCAGAACUCAAAUGGUUUAAAGACGGCAAAGAUUUUGAACCAACUUCUCGGCACUUGAUCGAUGUCGAGACCAACGGAAUCGUGAGAUUAACUAUUAGAAAUGUCGAACCAGCUGAUGUUGGAGAAUAUCAAUUAUUCAUUUCCAAUCCUCAUGGGAACGAUUCAUCUUCAGCAAAACUUACAAUUGAUAAUAUGGAUAAGAAAUAUCGUCGUCGAAGUAUGGAUGUUGGUAAAGAACUUAGCAAACGAAGUGGCCUGCCUUCUGGGCUUCUCGAAAAGCCAAGAAUCAUAAGAAUGUGGGACACUGGAAUUUCACUCGGCUGGAAACCCGCGAUUCCCUCAUAUUCCGGAAUUCCUGUAACAUACACUUUAGAUUGGUGUAAACACCCAUAUAGCGAUUCAGAUUGGAAACCCUAUCGAACUGGAAUCUUAGAUAAUCGAUGUGAUAUCCGAAAUUUAGAACCAGGUCAAGAUUACAGUUUCCGUGUUCGAGUUGAAAAUAAACUCGGCGUUUCCGAUCCAUCACCAGUCGUAACUGCUUUCAGAAGUAAACUUAUCGAUCCUGAUGCUAAACCUAAAGACUAUGAGAUUGAAAGACCACCGAUUGAUAAAAUUGCCUGUGCUCCACGAUGGUUGAGAAAAGAGGACGAUGAAAUGUAUGGAAUCAGAGGUCGACCUGUAACUAUUAUAUUCUGGGUCUAUGGUUAUCCUGAGCCAGAUAUAAAGUGGUUCUUUAAUGACAUUGAGAUACAAAUUGGAACUGGUAAUUAUGAUGUUAUGAAGGAUAGAAACGGAAAGGUUUGUCUAUUCAUCAAUCGAAUGACCGAAAAGGAUGUUGGUACUUAUUCUUGUCAUGCAACUAACGAACAUGGUGAAGCAUGGAAGAAGAUUAAAUUACUACAAGCAGAACCUCCAUCUUUUAUAUUGCGACUUAAGGAAACAACGGGAAUGGCUUAUAAGUCCACACGAAUGGAGUGUAAAGUCACAGGAAUCCCAAUGCCGACAGUUAAAUGGUUCAAGGAUUGGCUGCCAAUCCAUGAUUCAGAUCGAACUAAAAUCUUAUGGGAAGAGUCCGAAAACCGAUCAACAUUGUUCAUAAAUUCAACCAUCUCGAGAGACGCUGGUCUUUAUUCAGUGACCGCGACAAACGUUGUCGGUUCAGCUUCUUGUUCAGCCAAUUUAGCGAUCGAAGACGAUGAAAUCUUAUUCAAUUGGGCUAAUUAUAUACCGAGAGUUAUUCGACCUCGUAAAAAAGCACUAGAAGACUAUUAUGAUCUCGGCGAUGAGCUUGGCCGUGGAACCCAAGGUGUAACCUAUCACGCUGUGGAAAGAGCGAGCGGCAAUAAUUAUGCGAUCAAAAUGAUGCACGGGAAAGAAGAUACAAAACCUUUCAUGGAUCGAGAAUUAGAAAUGAUGAAUCAAUUUUUCCACCCGAAAUUGGUUCGACUUUGGGAUGCUUUCGACCAUAAAGAGACACUGGCGCUUAUCACUGAUAUUUGCGGUGGUGGCGAACUUCUUGAAGCGAUCGUUGGAAGAGGCCAAUUAACAGAAAAAGAAAUCGCAAAUUAUAUUCGCCAAAUUUUAGAAGGACUUAAUCAUAUGCAUGGUCGAGAAAUCGGACAUUUCGGAUUAACAAUUGGUGAUAUUUUAUUAGAACGUAUCGACGGUGAAGAUGUUAAGAUCGCCGAUUUCAGUCUUUCUCGUCGUCUCAUCCCUGGUAAAUCGGUAAUUCUUGAAUACGGUCAUCCCGAAUUCGUUGCUCCUGAAAUUGUAAAUAAACAGCCAAUCAGCCUCGCCGCCGAUCUCUGGAGUGUUGGUGUUUUAACUUAUAUUUUAUUGACUGGAAUCUCACCUUUCUUGGGGCAAAAUGACCGAGAGACAUUGAGCCGAUUGAAAGAGGGCAAGAUCAGCUUUUCUCAUGAGACUUUUGUCCAUGUCUCAGAGGAUGCUAAGGAUUUCCUUUCCAAGUUAUUGAUCAUCGACCCAACUAAACGAUUGGAUGUAAAAAAAGCGCUUGAACAUAGAUGGAUCUCAGGUGAUUCGAUCAAUCAUAGAGAAGACAAAUUACCUUGUAUAGAUGCUUUGAAAGAGUACCUCAAAAAAUGGAGAGAUUGGUACAAAAAUGCUUCGUGCAGAAAAUACUAUCGUCGUAAUCCGCUGGAUUACUGCUUUGAACAUCCAAGUAAAAUGAUCUAUCCUCCCGAUGAACCCUACAAACCCUCAGAGCCUCCAGUUGUUGACCACAAGCCCAAGUUCAAACCAAGCGAAAUGGACGAUUCAGUUUCACCAAGACCAGGAUACGAUCCAGCAAACUUCACGUCCGAAAGCCAAUACCAAUCUGGACCGGACACUUACCUAUUACCACAUCGUGAUGUUGACUUUCCACUUCGUAUUCGGGAAUACCUUCGAGUUGGAGCCAGUCGAAGUCCAAGUUUAGCGAAUAGCCUUCGUUCAUCUCAUUGGGGGGACACUAAUCUUGGAAUUGGUCAACGUUGUUCUCCUCAGGUUGCAGUUCGUGAACGUCGUCGUUUCGUUGAGGUAAUGGACGAAGAAAUUGAAGAUGAACGUAAAGGUUUAGAUACUCGAACCGUCCCGAUGAGGUUACAGCACGAAAUUGGUACUCCUGGUUACGCUUAUGGUCAAAUUCACCAGUUGAAACAAGAAGCUGCUCUUCAUUUGGGUCGAGAUGUUUCCGUGAAAAUAGUACCACCAUUUUUCCGUGAAAAGAUCAAAGAUGUUGUUGUUACCGAAGGUUCAAUUGGUCUUUUCAGCUGUUUCGCUGUUGGUGAACCUAAACCGACGUACACUUGGUUCCGUAAUGAUGGAAUCAUCAUUGAAUCACCUCGAAUUAGUGUGAAACAAUUGUCUUCAGGUCGAGUAGAGUUAACUAUCAAUCCAGUUCAUGCAUAUGAUGCUGGAUGCUACAAAUGUGUUGCUCGCAAUGAACAUGGUGCAAUUUUCUGUCGCGCUCGUCUGCGAAUUGGAACCGCACCAGAGAAACCUGAGCCCCCCGAGGUUCGAGGCACAUCAGCUACCGAAGCUUAUCUGGUCUGGUCUCAACCUAAAGGAUUAGGAAAUUCAUGGAUAACAUCCUACUCAUUAGAAUAUUCAAUUCAUGGAACCAAUGAAUGGAAUAUACUAGUUGAUAGAUUAUCUCAAGAAUUUUAUCUUGUUCGAAAUUUAUCUCCAGGAACAAGUUAUACUUUCAGAGUGAAAGCGAAAAAUAAAUUCGGUUGGUCUGAAUUCUCAGAACCCUCUGAACCCUCAACAACGGCACCCGUUGGCUCUGAUGUUCGAAUAUCUUUACCUAGAGGUCAAAAGGAAAAACUUCUCAUUGGUGAAACUCUGACCGAAGCUAAAUGGGAAGAACUUGCUGCCCCUGAUCUUGACUAUUCUCGAGAACGACAACCGAUAGAAAUGAAACAAGGAAUAGAACCCACAGCUCUUUAUCACACAUCAUCCGAUGAGAUUGCUCGAGGUCACUUUUCAGUAAUCAUUAAAGCUGCGUGUAAGGAAACGGAAAAACCUUUAGCCCUUAAAAUCUGUCUAGUUGAAAAUCAAGCAUCUUCUGGAAUCAUGAAUGAAUACGAAAUGUUAAAAUCUUUAUGUCAUGAAAGGAUCGUUAGUCUUUACUCCGCUACCUGUGGGUCUGAUACAAUCGCUUUGGGAAUGGAAAGACUCUCAGGGGUCGAUGUGCUCACUUACUUAUCUCAAUCGACAGUUUAUUCUGAAGAUACAGUCACUAGAAUAAUUCAACAAGUUCUCGAUGGAAUUGAGUAUCUACAUUUCCAGGGAAUUUGUAUGCUCGAAUUACAGCCCGAUAAUAUCGUUCUCAUUAACAACCAUUUCCCGAACAUAAAGUUAAUCGACUUUGCCAAUGCUCGACACGUCCCACCAAAUGGAACCAAAGUUACAAUAAAAGGAUCACCUGAAUAUUUAGCUCCUGAGAUAAUCAAACGAGAAGAAGUGUCAACAGCAACUGACAUUUGGUGUGUCGGUAUAUUGGCCUACAUCCUUCUGAGCGGUGCAUCGCCAUUUAAAGGUGAAACGGAAGAGGAAACGAUCGAGAACGUUUCAUAUGUUAGAUACCAUUUCGAUCAUUUGUAUAAAGAGGUUACUCAAGAAGCCAUUCGUUUCCUUAUGUUAGUCUUUAAACGAUCUCCAUCAAAACGACCCACGAUCGAGGAAUGUUCAGAUCACAAAUGGUUAAUGCCAAAUGAAUACGCGGUUAGGAAACGAGAAUCGACUCUUUUCUCGUCAAACAAAUUGGCUCAGUUCAAUGAGAAUUUACGCUCAGAUAAAUCAUGUUCAACUCCUGAUAAAUUGCUCAAAAUUCUGGGAAUAUCUUAAGAUCAUCACCCGCUGGCUACCAAAGAAGGAAGGAAAAUCUUUGUAAACAUUUGAAAAAGUAAUGGUUUAACAAUUAACGAUAAUUUAUCACAGAGUCCAAAUUAUCGUGUUAACCAUGAUUGUUAAUUAUUGUUAUUUCGUCAUCUUUUUAUUGAAACUUCAUUAUCAGAAUUCAUGUAAACAUUUGAUUAUUGGUUUGUCUUCAACCGAUAAGAUUAAAAUUACGUUAAACUUG